CAGACUCGUCAAGUCAGUUCAUCUGAAAGCCAGCUCCUCAUUGUGGUUUCUUGGCUGUUGCCUCAAGCACAGGUUAAAUAGACACAACAACCCGUCCAAAACCAAACUCUUAGGUUCAACAAUCGCCUCUUCCUCUUCUCCAAGACAACUUCACUUUGAUAAAUUAGUACGUCAAACUCUCGGACGUCGUUUCUUGCUCUUAAUCGCUCCGUCGCUCGUUGCUCCGGCUUCUUCCAACCCAAUAUGGCGCGAAAAGAAGCAAAGCCUAAGAUCACUCACCCCGAGGCCAUUGAAAAGAAAAAGGUUAUGGUCAAGCACCUAAGAUCGAUGUACGAGACAGUCAAUACGUUCAAGCGCUCCAUCCCAAAUAGCUACCUUGAAAAACUGGGAAUCAAAUUGCUACCCUUGGACCUCAAGCGACCGUCCGGUAGCAUCAACUACUAUCGACCGCUCCCAAAAAGCGAGUAUAACUCUAGGUCAUUUGGCUCCUUCCAUCCAUUUGCGAACAGUGACAAUAAGGACGAGGAAGAUAGGUCGGACAGUAACGACGCCGUGCUGGCCAAGCUUUCGAAUCUUUCAACCAUUGUGGGAAUGCUGUGGCGCGAUGAUCACAGUCACACGCAAUGGCAGCGAGAUUACGUCAUCCAAUGCUACCGAGAAAAACCACGCCUCAGCCUGACUGAGUAUGCUAAACUGGACGGAGCAGAAUACACCUGGAUCACAACCAAUCGGAUCCAAACAGCUUCCGAGAUGUAUCCGCACUGCAAAUGUGUAGUCAUACAGGAUGUAGAGCCCGACGAGGAGCUGAAACGAAGUGAAAUUCUCCCAAUCCUUGUUAUCAUGCGUUGGAGAAUGAGUCUGUAUUACUACCAGCAACAUGAAGUCUUUCCGGUUGAAGUCCUGUCCGUCUAUGGUGGGCAGGCUCGCAUCCUUAUAGGCUACUUUGACGGAAAACACCUCUGCAUUCAAAAAAGUCCGAUUUACGACAUCGGGAGCGAGGGCCUUCAGAAUUGGAUACUGCUCAUGAAGUGGUGGUUCAGUGAUGCUGCAGGGGAUACUACCCGCCUUCCAUCCCCUCAAGAUAUCAAAGACUCGCGAAACCUUGCUGUGCGUCCCGCUCCUGCGCGUCAGGUAAGGAGUGGGCGGUGAAUUCUGGCCCUGAGUUGAAUGCUGGUUUUAUUAUUCUUUUUGAACCUGUUGUUUUGUUUUCUGUUCUAUGACUAUAUCUUUAGUCAUUCUUUUGUAUGUUAGGUAAAUCCAGCUGAUAAAGUGCAGCAGGUAGUCUUCAUAGUCCCAGACUGCACAAAACUAUAAUGAAUAAUAAUAAUAAUUUCUCCAUG
Molecule: messenger RNA, 1340 nt
Organism: Coccidioides immitis RS
Lineage: Eukaryota; Fungi; Ascomycota; Eurotiomycetes; Onygenales; Onygenaceae
Exons: 3
Coding region: 244-1149 (301 amino acids)
Source: RefSeq, a predicted model, not a curated record